UAUACACACAUACACAUAAAGAGUAGAACACAUAUUAACAGAACGGGAGAGUCUCGAACAGUGACACGAUAAUCGUACGGUCGCGCGUUUAAAAGUAAAAUCUCGUUUUGUGUGUGUGUGUGUGUGUUAGUGUCAAGCAUUAAAAAACUUGUUUUAAUGUAACGUGUCUCUGAUGUGUGUGUAUAUGUGUGUUUUAGUUUAAAACAACACAGUGUUUUAAAUUUCAUCUAAGGUGUGUUUAUAAUCGAACCAGAAACUUGUAGAAUUUAGUAUUCCCUCUGUAGUUAACCAUAAGAGAAUUAGUUAAAGUCAUUUUGUAACUUGAACAACAACAACAACAACAACAACUACAGUGGCAGCAGCAGCAGCAGCAGUAUCAAAAGCAACAACAACUUGAACUGGAUACUGGUAAAGGGACGUAGAAGGAAGUAAGGAAACGAACCAAGUAACAUGACCACAGAACACGAGAACGAUAGUAGGGUUAGGUUGAGAAGGACCAAAAGUGUCACUCAUGCUGAGGAAAUACAAAAGGCUGAACAACUAGUCAGAAAAUCUCAACCGGAUAAACCAUGUCACCGACCAAGAGACAGUCUCUUUUCAUGGAGCUCGGGUUUCGACAACUUUACAGGAUUCGUCAACUGGGGCUUCCUCUUGCUUGGAAUUGGUGGAAUGCGUUUGCUUCUUGAAAAUUUUAUCAAAUAUGGGAUCAGAGUAGACCCAUGGCAAUGGUUUUUAUUCCUGAGCGGGAAGUACGAUGGUGGUGAAGAGCAUCCUUCGAUUUUGCUGAUCGUUUAUUCGACUGUGCCAGUGACACUUUGCUUGUUAAUCGAGAAGGGGAUGUCUGUGGAUAUCAUAGCUCAUGGACCAGGAAUGGUGUUCCACAUCGUAAACCUCAUCGUGAUGGUACUGAUGCCAAUGGUGGUCAUCCACGUGAAGGAUUCCGGAUUCAGUCUGUUUGGUGCCAUGUACGUGUGCAUGCUGUAUGCUAUUCUAUUCUUGAAGUUAUGGUCGUACAUCCAAGUGAACAUGUGGUGUCGUGUUAGUCAUGGAAAAACAUCUAGCCAAGGUAGAAUGCGACGACAAUCCUUGUCUUACAAUAAUCUUCAGUCAACAAAGUUGAAGCAAAACAGUGUUGAAAGCGACGACAUCGGGCAUGAAGUGAACGGUUGUGGCACAGCGUUGGUGCAAUAUCCAGACAACCUGAAUUUUGGCGACCUUUAUUACUACAUCCUGGCACCCACGCUCUGCUACGAAUUAAAUUUCCCUAGGACCCAGAGGAUACGGAAAAGGUUUUUGAUAAAACGCAUCUUGGAGGUGGUCGUUGGUUGUCAAGUAGUAAUGUCAUUGUUUCAACAAUGGAUGGUACCUUCCGUGAAGAAUUCGCUAAUACCCUUCAGUAACAUGGACGUUGCCAAGGCCUCUGAACGUCUUCUCAAAUUAGCGAUCCCAAAUCAUUUGAUGUGGUUAUGUUUCUUUUAUUUAAUAUUUCAUUCAUUUCUAAAUUUAAUGGGUGAACUGUUACACUUUGCUGAUCGAAAUUUUUACUGUGAUUGGUGGAAUUCGAACAAUAUCGACACAUUUUGGAGAAGUUGGAACAUGCCUGUACAUAGAUGGGCUGUACGACAUUUGUACAUACCAAUUGUUGAGAUGGGUUACAGUAAAAAUACAGCAUCAAUAACUGUCUUUUUCAUCAGUGCAUUCUUCCACGAGUAUCUCGUCAGCGUACCAUUGAAAACAUUUAAAAUCUGGGCAUUUUUAGGGAUGAUGGGUCAAAUUCCGUUGUCAUCGUUGAGCAAACUGGUUGAGAAAAAAUUAGGCCCCAGGUGGGGUAACAUCGUUGUAUGGUCCAGUCUCAUCAUUGGACAACCCCUUUGCAUUCUGAUUUAUUAUCACGACUAUGUGGUCACUCAUUUUGGUGAAACCUUAUUGGAGGAUUAUUCGGUUGUAUAGGAGGAGUUUGACAAAUUUAUUAUUCAUCGGUAAUUGGAGAUAAAAAAGUAUUUCUAAAAGAAAACAAAUAUCAGGAAAGAAAACAUAAAAAGAAAAACC
Messenger RNA from Polistes canadensis, 2049 nucleotides. RefSeq names its product diacylglycerol O-acyltransferase 1 (gene mdy). Gene Ontology annotation, biological process: triglyceride biosynthetic process. Lineage: Eukaryota; Metazoa; Arthropoda; Insecta; Hymenoptera; Vespidae. The record is from RefSeq and is a predicted model, not a curated record. Gene Ontology annotation, cellular component: endoplasmic reticulum membrane. The transcript has 12 exons. Gene Ontology annotation, molecular function: diacylglycerol O-acyltransferase activity. The coding region runs from base 451 to 1950 and encodes 499 amino acids.